GAUCAUCAUCCUCAUUUUGCUGUUCUUCUUGCAUUUCCAUUCAGGUAAAUUAUCUGCCUUACGGUGCCCACACUUAGGACCCAUAACAUAUAGUUAUUCACUGUCGGCAAUCUCUGUUUUAGUUGUCUCCUCUUCUUUCAGGUGUGGUUGUCCCUGCCGUGUUCGUGCUUGUGGUUGCAGGUUUAGGCGUGGGCGUUCUUCUGUUGUCUGUUGUGUCUGUUGUCAUGGCAGUGGACGUCGGGGUGGGAUCAUCUGUGGCGGGACCCUCCUCUGAAGAUUCUUCAGAGGAUUCCUCCUCACGUGAUUCCUCUGAAGACUCCUCAGAAGAUUCCUCAGAGGAUUCUUUCUCACGUGAUUCCUCGGAAGACUCCUCAGAAGAUUCCUCUGAAGACUCCUCAGAGGAUUCCUCGGAAGGCUCAACAGUGGACUCCUCGGAUAAUUCUUGCAGUGUUUCCUCGGAGGAUUCACUUUCAGAAAGGUCUCUGGAUUCCGAUGAGUCAUGUGACCCAGAAGAAAACCACCCAGCUACGUCGUACCCAUUCAGAGAUGCUGGUUUUUGGUCAUCGGCAGUGAUGCCAGCAUGUUGAUACCAGUUCUCAGCAAUCUAUAGGAGGAAUAUCACAUGAAAAACUUCAUAAUUUGUCAAACGUGUUUUUGUUUCCCCUUACAAUUUAAAGUACACUUUUAAC
Messenger RNA from Doryrhamphus excisus (bluestripe pipefish), 689 nucleotides. Lineage: Eukaryota; Metazoa; Chordata; Actinopteri; Syngnathiformes; Syngnathidae. The record is from RefSeq and is a predicted model, not a curated record.